Messenger RNA from Daphnia magna, 5283 nucleotides. Its product is annotated as sex determination protein fox-1. Gene Ontology annotation, biological process: regulation of alternative mRNA splicing, via spliceosome; nervous system development. Gene Ontology annotation, cellular component: nucleus; cytoplasm. The transcript has 12 exons. The coding region runs from base 1362 to 3059 and encodes 565 amino acids. Lineage: Eukaryota; Metazoa; Arthropoda; Branchiopoda; Diplostraca; Daphniidae. Gene Ontology annotation, molecular function: mRNA binding. The record is from RefSeq and is a predicted model, not a curated record.
GUUCAGUCCUCUAAUCGCUUCUGAUCGGGUUGUUCGAUUCCGUUCGAUUUGAGAAAAGGCUUUCCAUUUAUUUGACAACGGGUUUUUACGCCUUUGGUUUGUUUUCCUUUGUUUUUGGUAGUGGGAGGAAGCGCGUAGGUUCUGUGCUAGAAAUUAUAUUUAUCCUUGUGAAAUCGAGAUCUCCGUUUUAAGGGUCCGGGAGGAUAAGAACCUCGUGGAUCAAUAACCGAAGUCAUUACGCAUCGAAGCCACGUUCGUUUUGUUUUUCUUUAAUCUUCCAUCACUUGUUUCCUAGAAUCAUUUGCGUUCAAUUAAUGUAUAAGGCAAGUCGUGUGUUAAAUGAUUUAAGGAACUCCUUCAUCAAUUGUUCGAACUUGACCUCGUUUUACCCCGCCCUUUUUAAACAUCAGACUUUAAAAAAAUUGUUUCUCCCCCCCUCAAUGAUACCAGACAGUAUCGGUAAGAUCUACACAUCUGUUUAGGUGAUAGUUUUAUUAUAGUGAUCUGAACAAAAUUCCGAGUUGAAAUAGAGGGCAAAAAAAGAAAAAAGUUGUUGUUCAAGUGUUAAUGACAGGCAGCUGUUUUUUAUUUCUCUUGGGGAGGUCGUCCUUUAAAAGAAGUGUGGGGGGGGGGGUCAUUCUUUGGUCGUCCAAAUUGCAUACAUCCAUCCAUUUCUUUCUCACGUCCCUCCAAACUUGCAUCGCCUCAGAGGAGAAAUUGUUCAUUUUCCGGACAAUAGAUGGCGUGUUGAUAGCAGCCGGCUAAUCAAGAAAGGGAUCCAUACCAGAAUCGGCUGGAUCGGGAGGAGGAGCUUGCGGGUGUGGGGGCCUGGUGCGCUUGCGCUUUCUUUUCACCAGAUCGAAAGAAAGCCAACCCCAUCGCAACGCAGAGUCGUAGUAGAGUUGAAGGUGGCUGGUUUAGAAAAAAGAGACAUGUCCAAUUGAGUGUGCGGUGUACAGUGUUGUUUCGCCUUUGCUCUACGAUUUGAUUUUUGCCGCAAGUCUUUGAAAGUCUUUGAAACAUUUUGUCUUUUACUUCCCACCAUUCAAAUUUUGGAAUUAUUAGAAUUUUUUUUUUUUAUAGAUAAAAAUUGUUUUCGGCGUCCCUGCGUGUUGACGACACUUAAUUUAUUCACAAAAAAAAAAUAUUUUCGAUUUUUUUUUUGCGAUUUGAGAUUGUGGUGAAUUCUAAGAAAAACGUUCCUACUAUCGAUUGUGUUCGAGUCGUUCAUACAACAAAAGUGCGAGUUUGUUAGUUUUUUUUUUUUUUUUUCUGGAACAAAAAUCGAAACCCCACCAGCCGCCAAACUGUGGAGCGCCGGAGCAUUCUUCCUUCCUCCGCAAGGAGUCUACUAUCCGCACAUGGUGCAGGCCGGAUUGGCUCCGCCCUAUGCCCAGUACGGACAGGGCGGAGGUGAUGCAGCGGCGUUGGCUCAAGCGGCUGCCCAGGCGGCCGCCCAGGCAGCGGCGCAAGCGGCCAGCGUUGCCGUCCCGACCAGCGGACCCAACACGGUCGGCGUCGGAGGAGGCGGACCCAAUGGCGGCGCUAUCAAAUUGGAGAAGGACGGCGAUGCCAGCGGUGCUGGACCUAUGGCCAUGACCAUGGCCUCGACCAGUUCCAGCUCCUCUAAUACUUCAACGUCCACCAGCUGCGUCCUGUCGUCAGGCUCGGUGGGAGUGCCGUCGCUCGGCUCCCAGGCCGCCGUCGCCGCUGCGCUGGACAGCCUGUCCGGCGGAUCGGCCCUCAGUCUCGGAGGCAUCGAUCAAUCUUCGCUCGCCGCGGAAUUAAAUGCGGCGUUUGGAUUGAACUUGUCUCAUCAGCUGGGAGCCAGUCAACAACAACAACAGCAGCAACAGCAACAACAGGACGUGAUGGCAGGCAAUGAUGUCGGUGGCGAUCCUGGCGGUUGCGUUGCAGCCGCAGCGGCUGCCGCCCAGGCCGUGGCCGCCGCCACCAACACGGGCUGCUCGGUCUCAUCGAGCAACACGACACCGACAUCGGGAAUGAUCACAACCAUCGAUCUGUCGUCCGCCUCUUCGUCGGUCGGACUAGUUGGGCCCGGAGGCUCUGUCGUUGUUCAGACCAGCGGAGCCGGAAGCGUCGCCGGCGGAUCAUCGUCGCCAAAGGAAAUGCCCAAACGACUUCACGUCUCCAACAUCCCGUUCCGCUUCAGGGAUCCCGAUCUUCGUGCCAUGUUUGGGCAAUUUGGGCCCAUUUUGGACGUGGAAAUCAUCUUUAACGAGCGCGGAUCCAAGGGGUUCGGUUUUGUAACGUUCGCAAGUAGUGCUGAUGCGGACCGCGCACGAGAGAAGCUUCAUGGCACCGUGGUUGAGGGACGCAAAAUUGAGGUCAAUAAUGCCACCGCUCGAGUACAAACCAAAAAGCCCGCCACUCUUCCUACCGAUGAGCAGGAGUUCAAGUCAUCCCAGUUCCAUUUAGGAUUGGAAGCGGCGGCCGCUUUGCGCGGUGUCGCCCUACAGCGCGGACGUGUCCAGCGAGCCGCUGCCGCAGCUUCGGCCUAUCCGGCAGCUGCGGCUGCGGCUGCCGCCGCGGCCAUGGCUCGCCCUCAACUCACUGCCGCUUCUCUCCAGGGUGCGUACUACGACAAUCUGAUGGCCCAAGUUCAGGCGCAAGCGCAAGCCCAGGCCACCGACGCCUACAGACUUCAGCAGCAACUGGCAGCAGCAGCCGCCGCGGCCGCCGCUACUCAGCGACCGCCAACUCUCUCGCCGUCGCUUGCAUCCGUACUGUCACGCAACUCCCAGUCCACAACAUCGCAACAAAUUCAGGCGGGUUAUCUGAGUCAGGCCGCAGCUGCAGCCAAUUACACGGCAGCGGCCAAUGCGGCAGCACGAGCUUACGGCGCAGCAGCAGCCGCCCAACCUUCGACAAUGGCCGCCUACGCUGCCGUCCCCGCAAAUUACGGAGCUGAUCCUUAUUUGGGACACAGCAUCGGCCCGAUGCCCACGUAUGGAAUUAGCAAUUCGGCCGAAUUGCAAUCCGUCAAUAAAUUGGCCGCCAUGUACCGAAGUAGUUACAACAGAUUCACGCCCUAUUAAGACGAUCUUUGUCUCGUGGGAAGCGAAUGGAGGGCAAGAGAAAUCACACGUUUUCAAACAAAAAGAAAAAAAAAAACAAAAAAGAAAAAAAUUGAAAAACUAGCCCAUCGCCAUUUUGAUUUUGGUGCGUGGGAUUCAUUGGUGCGUGAGUGGUGUGACCAGUAGUCGUUUAUUUCUUCCCGUUCGGUCACACGAAACAGCGCCGCCACAAGAAAACAACAGACAAAACAUAACAAAAAAACCGAAACGCACAAACUGCUCCCACCCACAUUGUGGGGGGGGGGGGGAUUCGAAGAAUGACGACGACGACGAGACAAAAAGCCAAACAAGUAGAAGCUGCAAUUUUGAACUGUCUUCUUUCUGUUUCUCGAGAAGAAUGAAGAGCACAAAAAGUCGAGUGGUGUCGUCAGUCCUCGCUCCUCCUUCCUGUCCCCCGUUUGAAAUUCAAUUUUUGAAUUUCGGAUUUUUAUCAACAGUCAAAGUAAAUUGUGUUGGCCCCCUCUGCACCCUCUUAUUUCGAGGCUUCCAACAUCAAAACAAACGUAUACCAAAUAAGAGCCUAACGGACCUCGUUUUCCUCUUUCUCCCACUAUUUUUGAAUCUCUUUGAUGAAGCGAAAGAAACGGACUCGGAAUCGUUCGUCUCCCUCAUGUUUUUUUGUCAAUUUUUACUCAGAUGACGCCGUUGCCGUGCACAAGUUUCGAAGCAUCUUAGCAGUGAAGAACAUUAGCAGCCGCAAAACAAAAGAAGAAAUACUCUCGAGAGUGAUAUAUAACUAUUUAAAAAGAUGCGCACGUGUAUUUUUCCUUUGACACACACACUUCAACAUUGAAAACUCCUACUAGGUUGACUAGAAGAUUUCUAUUCAUUUUUUUUUUUUUUUUUUUUUUAUAUUUUAAAGGGGGGCAGAUUUCUGAAAUUAUAGCACAACACAAAAUGUACCGUUUUCUCCGGCUCAACGAGAAUUUUCUUUUAUUUUGUAACUUCAUUUUUUCGUUUGAUGAUGGGGCCCUCGCAGAAAGUUGACCCUCUGAUUUAAAAUUUUUUUUUUUUGUAUCGUUUAGCAGAAGAAACGCACUCAAAAAGACAGCGCAAUAUUUGAAAAAAAAAAUCUUAAACGAAUACUCAUCCUCUGUUCCUCCCCCUCCCCCCUGUUUGUUUUUCUGUCUUUAUUUUUGUUUUGAAAAAGAAAAAUCAAUUUUAUUUUUCGUCUUGCGUGUGUACCGCAGCUGGGUAUCACUUUACUCUAUUUCCUUUUGCUGCUACUUUUAUAUACUCAUCACUCAGCUAAUUUUCAAUUCAAAUUUUUUUUCUUUCUUUUUUUUUUUAAUUUUUUUUAUUCCGAAUUAAAAACAAAAAUCUAUGGCCUCUAUUUAAAUGGGGGGGCUCAUUAAAUUCAGAGCAGCAAAUUGUCUAUUGCAGUUUGAUUCCUCGAGCCCUUUUUUUUUUAUUAUUAUUAUUAAAGAAAAGCAGGACGGGAUUUAUUAUUUUUUUUUUCAAAAACAAAAAAAAAUGUUUGAAUUGUAGGCAUAGUUAAUAUUCAUUUUUUUUUCUUUCUUUCUUCCGCCUCAUUUAUGUGUUAGAAGAAGAAAAAAAAAAGGAGAACAACAAAAAAGAAGGAAUUUUGUUUUUUUUUUGCGGAGGGGUUUCUAUAAUUUUCCUUUGAGUAAAUCGCUAGUCGGUAUCCCUCUCUUGUCUCUUAUUUCUUAUAUGAGAAUUUCAUAUUCAUCUCUUUGAAAUCUUCUAUCUUUUUCCCAUGUUCUCUCUUUUUUUUUUUUUUUUUUAUUCAAAUAUUAUUUUGAUGUGUAUGUAUGCGUGUGUAUGUGUGUGGCUGUCUAUCAUAGUCCCGACCCUCGAAUGCUCCUCCUCAACAGGCCAGUUUUUACCAAACAUUAUUUUUAUUUUUAUUUUUUUUUUGGGUUUCAUGUCCCCUCAAUUUUUCAUUUCCUAGUUUUAAAACAAUUGAUUUCAGUCCUGAUUUUAUGCAACUUGAAAGAGAAUUGCCUCUCCCUAGUUUUUAUUUUUUGUGUUCCCCAUCCUUUCAUUGUCUUUCCGACAAAAAGAAAACCAAACAAAAAAGUCUUCUUAAACUAUGAUGAAAUUUACCCGAAUGUAUGACUGUUUUUUUUUUCCUCUAGGUGUGUAUGACUUUGUGUAUCGUUUCGAUAAGAAGAUGAUUUAAAAGGCAGAAGAAAAAAAAAAUGUACGAGAUAAGAAAACUCAA